GCAAAAUAUGCCGUUUAGUUGCUUAUAAUGGGCUGAUAUUGUUUAAGCAUAGCUUCCGACACACCUAACAACUGAUAGAUAUGGCUCUUUCCAGGGAAGAGGCUGAAAUAGUGUAUAAGCUAUGCUUAGAGAACGACGGCAUAUUUACGGAAGAGAUUUUCGGCCGACACAUCGCAAAGUUCAGGCACUCGAUACAACAUGGUCUAGUGUCCAACUCCCUUGACUUCAUCAAUUUCUUGAAACUACUAAAAGGUUCCAGGAAUUAUAGCUUCCAUCAAGAUGCUGAGGGACGGAAAUACGUUAAAUUACGUGACAGUGUCUCAAGACAGCAAGUUUCACGGCUACAUGAUCUUGAGUAUGCCGUAUUUUGCGCAAUAGAAACUGCUGGAGAUCGUGGUAUAUGGACUGCUGACAUUAAGAAGAUAUGCGAGAUCACUGGCAAUCAGUUGACUAGAUCAUUGAAGGUGUUGCUUGAGCAGCACGGUUUGGUAAAGCAGGUAACCAACGUUCACCAGAAGAGCCGUAAACUUUAUAUGCUAUUUAACGUGAAACCUGCUAGAGAGCUUACUGGAGGAUCGUUCUACUUUAAUGGCGAGUUUAAUGAAAUGCUUGUUGAGCAUAUACAAGAGCAAGUUGGAGCUUAUCUGGCAAAGUACCAGGGAUCUUCUCUUUCUCAAAUUACUAACUUCCUAAAAACAUCUGACAAAAUCAGCGGGGAAGUUUUAGAAGAGGAUGUGCUAUCGAUCAUACAAAUAUUGAUUUUAGAAGAAAAGGUGUAUAGUGCACCAACAGCAUCUGGCGACAGUAUAUAUAUCUGGGCUGGUAGCGCCAACGUGAACUUUGCCAGCAAGGCCUUUGGUGCUCCAUGCUUCAAGUGUGACGUGGCAAUGUCAUGUCACUUGGGUAAAGAGAAUGAAUUAUGCCCAUCCAAAUGCACAUAUCUUAACCAGUGGUUAGGAUAAGUGCAACGUAGUUACUAGAUGUUAACAACACAUACCGUGGCAUAUAGUCAUCAACU
Babesia bovis T2Bo is the source of this 1018-nucleotide messenger RNA. Its product is annotated as RNA polymerase rpc34 subunit containing protein. Gene Ontology annotation, cellular component: RNA polymerase III complex. The transcript is spliced from 6 exons. NCBI's taxonomy places the organism in Eukaryota, Apicomplexa, Aconoidasida, Piroplasmida, Babesiidae. The record is from RefSeq and is a predicted model, not a curated record. Gene Ontology annotation, biological process: transcription by RNA polymerase III. Bases 81 to 962 code for a protein of 293 amino acids.